Messenger RNA from Debaryomyces hansenii CBS767, 1227 nucleotides. RefSeq names its product G protein subunit beta (gene STE4). NCBI's taxonomy places the organism in Eukaryota, Fungi, Ascomycota, Pichiomycetes, Serinales, Debaryomycetaceae. Bases 1 to 1227 code for a protein of 408 amino acids. The record is from RefSeq and is a predicted model, not a curated record. Gene Ontology annotation, biological process: G protein-coupled receptor signaling pathway. Gene Ontology annotation, cellular component: cytoplasm; heterotrimeric G-protein complex. Gene Ontology annotation, molecular function: signaling receptor complex adaptor activity; protein binding. The transcript has a single exon.
AUGAUAAAAAGUAAUAGUGGCACGUACAAACUAGAUAUUCAGAAACGGAUCGCUAGUGCUAGACAAGAGACACGGACUUUAUACUACGAAGUAGAGAACAUUCGGAGUCGAAUUCAAGAUGCCACACUCUUCAAAGUGGCGAGUGAUGUUGAAAUGCUCUCCUCGGACAGGUUGAAUUUGAAGUUGUACAAUACAUUACGGGGUCAUCAAAAUAAAAUUGCCCAAAUACGGUGGAAUUCGAAUUCCAGACAUAUCUUGUCAGCAAGUCAGGAUGGAUACAUGAUUAUCUGGGAUACAGUUAGUGGGUUUAAGAAACAUGCUAUAUCGUUAGAGAACCAGUGGGUUUUAGCGUGCGCUAUUGCCCCGAAUGGAGAAAGUGUUGCAUCUGGGGGUUUAGAUAAUACUUUGACAGUGUACAAUAUAAAACCCCGAAAUUACCAGUAUGGGGCCCAUGAUCAGUACCAGACAUCCAUCCGAUCGUUAUUCAAGGGGCACAAGGCAUAUAUUUCUGAUUGCGAUUAUAUUAGCAAUGAGAAGCUCAUCACGGCCAGUGGUGACAUGACAUGUAUUAUGUGGGACAUAAAUAAAGGAGGAAAGGUGAGAGACUUCGUGGAUCAUAUAGGCGACGUGUUGGUAUUAGCCAAAUUCUCCGAUACCCAAGGUAACCAUGAAUCGCCGAUCUUCGUAUCUGGGAGUUCGGAUGGGUAUGCCAAAAUCUGGGAUCUUAGGUGCCAGUUUGCGGUACAAAGUUUUCCAGUUUCCAAUAGUGACAUUAAUUGCAUAAAGGUAUUUCCAGAUAAUCAUUCGUUCAUGACAGGUUCAGAUGAUGGGAUCAUACGGCUUUUUGAUAUGAGAUCUGAUUGCGAGUUGAGUAAUUAUUCAUUAUCGGCCAAUCUUCAUAAGCUAGAUCUCAAUAAUUUGCGUCCUUCAGUCAGUCGGUCGUAUCCAGAAAGUCCGACUGAUCAGAUUAGCAGAGUUCAAUCCACCAACUCCAGCUAUGAUACUCCUGGAGUAGUAUCACUAGACUUCAGUAGGUCAGGGCGAUUGCUAUAUAGCUGUUACUCUGACUAUGGCUGUAUCAUAUGGGACACACUAAAAGGCAACAUUGUUGGUGCCUUAGGAAUGGCGGGCCACUUGAAUAAGGUUAAUCAAGUAAGCUCGAGCCCCGAUGGUCUAAUCAUCUGUACAGCAUCGUGGGAUCAAACCAUAAAGGUUUGGUCCGUGUAA